Molecule: messenger RNA, 1091 nt
Organism: Carassius gibelio (silver crucian carp)
Lineage: Eukaryota; Metazoa; Chordata; Actinopteri; Cypriniformes; Cyprinidae
Product: citrate synthase-lysine N-methyltransferase CSKMT, mitochondrial
Exons: 2
Coding region: 76-846 (256 amino acids)
Source: RefSeq, a predicted model, not a curated record
UGUACACUUCCGGGUCGUGCCAUUCAGUCACAGGAUCACACAUGGUACCAGGGUUUUGUUUUAAACGGAGUACAAAUGUUAUUCUCCAGACUUGCAGUGUCGCUGAGGACCAUUCCAAAGCUGACCAGGGCACACAGAUGGCAUCAUACUAGUUUGACAAAUGAACUAAUUGAAAAUAUGGACAAAAAAGCAACAUGGGACAGAUUCUAUACAGAAAAUGGAAGCAAAGGCCAAUUCAAAAAUUUUGAGUGGUUCUUUGGAUUCCACUCAGUCAAAGACUUCAUUCUUCCUAUACUUCAGACCAUGUCUCAUUCAAACAGUGGUCCACUGAACAUCCUGGACAUGGGUUGUGGCACGUCCGCAUUAGGACCUUGUAUCUACAGAACCUCUCCAUGUGCUGUGAAGGUCAUCUGUGCUGAUAUCUCUGCAGUUGCAGUGAAACUUAUGGAGAAGCACAGUAAUUCUACAUUGGUACAGCCAUGCAAUCCAUCAUCGGAUCUUGCCUUCCUGGAGAUGGACUGCACACAGUUGAGAGGAUACUUUGUGGCCAGAAGCCUGGAUUUGAUAUUAGACAAGGGUACCACAGAUGCUUUAGUUAGGUCUAAAGAAGGUCAAGUUAAGGCUGGACAGAUAGUGAAGCAAUGUUUACAGGUGCUGAAGCCCUCAGGGACUCUCCUACAGUUCUCAGAUGAGGAUCCUGAUGCCAGGCUUGUAUGGCUUGAGAGAGAAGUUAGAGGAGCAGAACUGCCAGCUGAUGUAGGAGUUCAAGAGGUGGGAGAAUUGAGAGGGGUCAGCUAUUUUUGCUAUCAGAUUUCUCCUCAAACUUCUGAAAGGGUUUCCAAGUGAAAAUACAGUCUUUGUACAAAGAUAAUCUUUUUUUUUUUCUUUCACAAUGCACUUGCCUGAUCAAAAACCCAUUUAGAUUGUUUGCAUCAUAAAAAUAAAUGUUUUGUCUUGUGGUGCUUAAUUUUUUUUUUAUUAGGUCUUAUUAGGUGUUAUAGAGGUUUAAUUGCCUCUGAACAAUGCCUCAUUUUAUGGCCAUACACAACGAGAACUGAGUGGAUUUACAAUCGCAAGUACGCGGUCUCUCU